Mycotypha africana is the source of this 1165-nucleotide messenger RNA. RefSeq lists its product as uncharacterized. The record is from RefSeq and is a predicted model, not a curated record. Gene Ontology annotation, molecular function: oxidoreductase activity. Lineage: Eukaryota; Fungi; Mucoromycota; Mucoromycetes; Mucorales; Mycotyphaceae. The coding region runs from base 161 to 952 and encodes 263 amino acids. The transcript is spliced from 6 exons.
AGUGAAUUGCUUUAGUCAUCGAUUUUGACUGAGUUUUCUUUUUCGGUUAAUUGUGGAAUUUCCCCACAAUAUUUGCUCGCAUUAUAAAUUACGUUUUCUUUCAUUUCCUUGUUUUGUCCUUGAGAGAGCAUUAUACAUCCUCUUCUACUAACCGGUACAUAUGGACGUUCAAAAAUUAUUUGAUGUUAAGGACAAGGUCGUUCUUGUUACUGGCGGAUCUCGCGGUAUCGGUGAAAUGAUAGCAACAGGCUUUGUUCAAGGUGGAGCUAAAGUUUACAUCAGUAGCCGUUCAGUAGACGCUUGUGAAAAGGUUGCUGCCAAAUUGACAGCUUUAGGCCCUGGUCAAUGUAUUGCGCUGCCUGCAGAUUUACAAAAGAUGGAAGAUGUAAAAAAACUCGUUAGCGAUUUGAGUAGUCGUGAAAAGUAUUUGGAUGUUUUGGUGAACAAUGCUGGUGCUACUUGGGGGGCACCUUUAGAUGAUUACCCUGAUGCUGCUUUUCAAAAGGUUAUGAAUUUAAACGUAACACGUAUUUUUAGCUUAACACAAGCUUGCCUUCCACUUUUGAGGGCAAAUGCUACAGCAGACAGUCCUGCUCGCGUAAUUAAUAUUGGUUCUAUCAACGGUGAAGCUCCUCCUGGAUUGGAAACAUAUGCUUAUUCUUCUUCAAAAGCUGCUGUUCACCAUUUAACCCGUCACUUGGCCGGUAGACUAGGCAGAGAACAUAUUCUUGUUAAUGCUAUUGCACCGGGUUCAUUUCCUUCAAAAAUGAUGGCCGCUACUCUCAAGAAUUUUGGCGAUGCUAUUGUCGCUGGCGUGCCUGUAGGUCGUGUAGGUACGCCUGAAGAUGUGGCUGGUACUUGUAUUUACCUAUCUUCCCGUGCAGGACAAUACACUGUAGGUGCAGUGAUUGUCGUUGAUGGUGGUGCUCUUGUGUCUUCUUCAAGACUAUAAAUAAAAAAUAUUAUAGGACUACAAUCCCAUAAAAGAGGAUUGUACUUGUCAACAAGAGUUGUAGAAUUUGUUCAUCCGUUAGAAUGGUGAUGCCUUUUUUGUGUUUAUUUUACUGUCAAGGGUAACCUACUAUUUUAUGUGAACAAAUUUAUACUUAUAAAGCAUAGUUGUUAGAAAAUGAUGAGCUUAUUCAAAAUAAAGAUUGAUCUCGAU